GCUAUGCAGCGGAGCAGCAUCGCUUCUGCGGAUGUAGCAGAAACUUUUUACGGCUUCUCCCGAGGGAUGCGACUAGAAACCAACACUGGAGGGGCAAAGUUAAGAGCCAGCAGCGAUCGACGGAGGGAGUAAAAUAAAAUGUGGAUGAACUGACAUUUACUCCACUAUCUGGGCCGGGUAAUUACUGAACCUGAAGUCAGAGCAAUCUUCGCUUCUUUGAAAAAUGGCCGUUCGUGGCAACUCACUGAUGCCUUUCUCAAUCCAAGCCAUCCUGAACAAAAAAGACGACAGUCGACACUUGCCAGAUUUGGACAUGUGCUUCUCAAAGACUGCCUGCUGGAAAAUAUUCGGAGAGAUGGACGGCGGAUCCAGGAGAAACGAGAGUGAAGCUUGUGAGCCGACCGACCAGAAGAGCUACGACUCGGAUUCGGGACUCAGUGAGGACAACGACAGCAAGACUCCAGCCCCAUGUAAAUCGGAGAAAGACGGAGACCCUGCGUCGGAUGUGCCGGAGGAAAGCCUGCAAGAGGAGACGGACCACGAGUCUGCAGCUGCGGAAAACUCCAAGAGUGACACGGAGCCCGGUAAUGGCACGGAUUCCAGCAACCUGGACGAGAAGAGUCUGGAUCAACCUAAACAGCGGAAAAAGCGCUCCAGAGCUGCCUUCUCUCACGCACAGGUCUUCGAGCUGGAGCGCCGUUUCAACCACCAGCGGUACCUUUCCGGGCCGGAGCGGGCGGACCUGGCGGCCUCCCUGAAGCUCACAGAGACUCAGGUGAAGAUCUGGUUCCAGAACCGCCGGUACAAGACGAAACGCCGCCAGAUGGCCGCCGAUCUGAUGGCUUCGACCCCAGCAGCCAAGAAGGUGGCAGUGAAAGUUUUGGUGCGGGACGACCAGAGACAGUACAGCCCGGGAGAGAUCUUACGGCCCCCGCUGCUCUCCCUACAACCGUCCUACUAUUACCCCUACGCCUACUGCCUCCCUGCAUGGACGCUCUCUGCGUGUGCGGGGAACCAGUGAAAACUCGGUGACUGUAUUUAUUCAUUUUUUAUUAUUUUUGCUCCCAGGAAGCCCACAUAGCUUUACUUCUGACAAGAGGAAGAGGUCCGAGGGGACUGCUCAACGUCUCUGAUUGAAUUUCCUCACCAUGUUGUCCAGGCAAGACAGCAAAAACUUUUCAUGGCUUUUCACAUCCUGAAAUACUUUAAAGCGACUCCUUCAUGUAUGUAGUAAGGUUUCCCCCCUCCAGGGACCCGUUAAAGAAACAGUUUCUCAUGGUUUAGACCCUAAAAUCAUAAGCGGAGAGACAGGACCUCCUAAAAAUGUCACUAUGUUAUCCUCUGAGGAGUGACACAGCAAUAAUAUUAAAGUAUUUGUGUCUUUGCUUGGACUCCCUCAAGGACUUCCGAAGCCCCCGGAACCUGUUUUGGAAACCGGAGGCCUGAGCAGACUGAAAAUGUCACCUUAAUGUCGAUUUAUAUUUUACAUGCGCCUUCCUACCUCUGCAGUGAUUGGAAAUAGGCAUAUUCCAUUAACUUCUCAAACAGCUGUCUCUGUUGCAGGUUGUGUAUUUUUUUCUCUUGCUGUGUUUGUAAAGGUAAGAUAAUUCAGCACUUUUGAGCAUAUACGUUACUUUAUUUCAAUGCAUUAUAGUGUGGUUCGCUGUUAGACUGAAAAGAGGCGGUUUGUUGAGUUACUGGCCUAUAGCAGGAAGCAGGCUAAAACAAGCCGACCUCCUAUUAAAAUGUACAUGUUUUAUUUGUGUUAAGUGACUGUUUAGAUCGAAAAACAUUAAAACAUAUCAGGCAUUACUUU
Messenger RNA from Maylandia zebra (zebra mbuna), 1816 nucleotides. It is a transcript of the gene nkx3-2, whose product is annotated as NK3 homeobox 2. The record is from RefSeq and is a predicted model, not a curated record. Gene Ontology annotation, biological process: regulation of transcription by RNA polymerase II; cell differentiation. Gene Ontology annotation, cellular component: nucleus. Lineage: Eukaryota; Metazoa; Chordata; Actinopteri; Cichliformes; Cichlidae. Gene Ontology annotation, molecular function: RNA polymerase II cis-regulatory region sequence-specific DNA binding; DNA-binding transcription factor activity, RNA polymerase II-specific.